Molecule: messenger RNA, 2748 nt
Organism: Humulus lupulus (European hop)
Lineage: Eukaryota; Viridiplantae; Streptophyta; Magnoliopsida; Rosales; Cannabaceae
Exons: 4
Source: RefSeq, a predicted model, not a curated record
AUUAUAAAUGUAUUGAAAGGAGACUUUAGAGAUGUGAAGCUAAAGACAUUGAGAGAAGAUCUUUGGAAUUCUACUAAAGACAUUGGCACAUUAUCUCUUUUGACAUUAAGAGAUUUAAUACCUAAAUUACUUGCACAUGAGCUAGACUGGCUUAAACGUUAUUUUUCCUGGGAUGAUGAUGCGGAAGUGAUCAGUGAAAACACUACUCAACUUAAACUUGAAGAUAAUGAUCAUAUUGACGAGGUUAUAAAAUUUUCUACUUUUGCAAAAGAUGAGUUUGUGUCGUUUAUUUUGGAAGAGUUUCUUUCUUCCUUUGGGGAAAAAAAGUUGAAAAUAAAAUCCAGUGAUAUGGCAUUGAAAGUUGUCGACAUUGAAGGUUAUUCCAUACAUUUACAUUUGGCAUCUGCUAUGAAUAAUUUGCUUCACAAAUAUGGAGAUACUAGUAGCGAGUUAGAUUGUUCCCGAAUUGAAGAGCAUGGGGUGGAUUUUCUAAUGGCAUCUCUAGACAAGAUCACAGGAGAAUUCUACUAUCAACAGCUAAGGAAACUAGUUGACGAAGACAUCCCAACAAUUCUACAUGAGAGGAUAACUGUUCUACAGAAGAAGAAAGCUAAUUGCAAAAGAUUCCGUGAAUCUUCCUCAAAAGAGGAAUCCAUGAAGGAGUGCUUGGAAGAGGCACUGAAAGCCAAGUGGAAGCUAGCAAGCCAAUUUGAAAAAAUGGAGGAUCAACACCUUUGUAGCAGAAAACAUAUUUUGCUCUUGAAGGAUAGUGAGAUCAAUAAUGAUGAAUUUGUGUGUAAGUUAUGUGAUGAGUAUCUUAUGGAACCUCCUUAUUAUGUUUGUGAUUCGUGCGAAUAUUAUGUCCACAAGUCAUGUGAAGAACUACCAAAGCAGAUCAACAAAUACCCUUUACAUCCUCGCCACCCUCUUUCUCUUACAACACGAUAUGCCAGUUGCAAUUGUUGUGGUCAAGCCUCAAAAAAGAGGCUCGUGUUCAGUUGUGAUGGCUGUGAUUUUGACUUGGAUGUUGAAUGUUUUAAAAUGUCAAACUCCAUAACAGCAUGCCCUGAAGGCCAACAUUGCAUUCAACAUUCAAGCCAUCCCCACUUGCUACUACUUGUAGACACAACAAAUGCAAUUCAUGAAGAUGAAGAUAUUGAUGUUAGAUGUUUUGCAUGUCAAUCCAAGAGCUCACCAUCAGAAUCAGAUGGUGGAGUUUAUUAUGGCUGCAAUAGAUGUAACUAUUUUCUUCAUAAACAAUGCAUUGACCAAUUACCUCAAGAAAUCCAAACCUCUCACCAUCCUAACCAUGACCGUCUCUUCCUUCUUAUGAAAAGAUACAAUUGUAAAUGUAGCACUUGUGGAAAUAAAGAUCAACCUGCCUUAUAUUUCGAAUGUCCUCAAUGUGAUUUUCGGUUGUGUUUAGAAUGUGGAGUGAGACGAACACGAACCAUUAAGUAUGAAGAUCAUCCACAUCUUCUUUGCUUUAUGAAGAAAAUAAACAAUGUAGUUGAACAAUGCAACGUCUACGACACCUGUUUGAAGCAAUCAAUCAUGUGCAAUACUGAGGAAUUCCAUAAAACAGAUUCCUUUAAAUUUCAAUGUUUGGAUUGUGAUUUCAAACUUCAUUUAUUAUGUGGUCCAUUGCCUUCUAUCAUAAAACAUGACAGUCAUAUGCACUCCUUAGAUCUUGUUGAUUCAUUCAUUGAGGAUAACUCUGGUGAAUAUUGCUGCGAUGUUUGUGAAGAAGAAAGAAAUCCACGAAUACGUGUUUACUGCUGUCGGAAGUGCAAAUAUAUCGCUCACGUACACUGUGUUAUCUCUGAGGUUAUAAAUGUAUUAAAAGAAGACCUUAGAGAUGUGAAACUGAAAGUGUUGGGAGAAGAUCUUUGGGAAUUUCCUAAAAUAAUUAAUCAUGCUGCGUUUCCUUGGACCUUAUCGGAUUUGAUACAAAGAUUAACUUAUUAUGAGCUACGCUGGUUGACGGCUCGUUUUGAGGGAGAAGAAAUGAGUACUACGACUACUGAAGUUGAGCCUGAAGAUGAUAACAUUGAUAAAGUUCUAAAAUUUUCUAAUUUCACAGAAACUGAUUUCAUGUCAUUUAUCUUCCAAGAGUUUGAUUCCACCUAUAAGAAAAGGAAGUUGAAAAUAAAAUCCAUUGAUCUAGCAUCGAAAGUUGUCUACAUUGAAGGUUAUUUCAUACCUGUAUAUUUGGCAUCUGCUAUGAAAGCUUUGCUUCACAAAUAUGGAGAUAUUAGUACAAGUGGAGAACGUUAUGAGUCUAAAUCUUUGAUUGUAGGAGAUAUUAGGCCAAGUAGAGGAGGUUAUUCCCAAGAAUGGAAGAGCAUUGGGUUUUUCUUUGUAUGUAAAGUGAUGAAAGAGAUGCAUACCACUUUGGUGAUAGACAUCACUAAACAUCUUCUUCAACAAUGGUAUCACUACAUACACUUUGUAGGAUUUUGGGCUGACUUUGAGGUGGAUUUUCUAAUGGCAUCUCUUGAGGAGAUCACAAGAGAUUUCUACUAUCAACAGUUGAGUAAAGUAGUUGACAAGGAAUUCCGAAUGAAAAUAGAAAAGAAGAAGGCUGAGCUGCAAAAGAAGAUGGCUGAGCUGCAGAAGAAGAUGGCUGAGUACGAUGCUGGACUGGUGAAGAGUAAGUCUUCUACAACAGAGGAACAGGUGAAGGAGGGCUUGGAAAUGGCAAUGAAUGUCAAGUGGAAGGUGGCAAGCCAAGUUGGCUUCAACUGA